Messenger RNA from Diatraea saccharalis (sugarcane borer), 690 nucleotides. The record is from the annotation of a GenBank genome assembly. Lineage: Eukaryota; Metazoa; Arthropoda; Insecta; Lepidoptera; Crambidae.
GUGUAGGUGUCCGUCCUUUCAUCAACUGUUUAUUUUGAUGCCGACGUAUAUUUUGAAGAUAUAUUGAAUUAAAUAGCAUUAUGUCAGCACAAAAUGUAAAUGUGUGUGAUAUUGGUGAUGACGUAAAAGAAGUUUUGAAAAAGUUUCGUUUUCAGAAACAUAAUUCUAACAGUGCAUUGAUAUUGAAGGUGAACAGAGAAAAGCAAGCACUGGAAGUAGACGAGGAGCUAGAAAAUGUUGAGGUGGAAGAGCUGCAGGACAUCCUACCAUCACAUCAGCCCAGAUUUAUCAUAUACAGUUAUAAACUUGAACACAGUGAUGGUAGGACAUCAUUCCCAAUGUGUUUUAUAUUCUAUACACCGAGAGAUGCACAUAUGGAGUUACAGGUAAUGUAUGCCGGUACACAGCGCGCGUUGGCAGCGGCGGUGGGAGCGCCCCGUCUACUCGAGGUGCGGGAGAUAGACGAACUCACAGUCGAUUGGCUAAACGAGAAACUCAAGAAGUAGACUACUAUGCCUCUCUUUUACAUAUGACUCACACGUCAUGACUUUUACUGGUCAGAGUUUUGUAUAUUUUGUGCACUCGAAAGUGAGAUGUGUGAAAAAUUAUUAGUUUUUUUUUUGCCAGAUCUUAUAAAAUGAUAUCCGUAUAUUAUGUAAUAUAGAUUAUUUAAAUAUGAUCCUAUUUUAA